This is a messenger RNA of Trichophyton benhamiae CBS 112371, 981 nucleotides long. Its product is annotated as replication factor C subunit. The transcript is spliced from 2 exons. Gene Ontology annotation, biological process: DNA-templated DNA replication; DNA repair. The coding region runs from base 1 to 981 and encodes 326 amino acids. The record is from RefSeq and is a predicted model, not a curated record. NCBI's taxonomy places the organism in Eukaryota, Fungi, Ascomycota, Eurotiomycetes, Onygenales, Arthrodermataceae. Gene Ontology annotation, molecular function: DNA clamp loader activity; ATP hydrolysis activity; DNA binding. Gene Ontology annotation, cellular component: nucleus; DNA replication factor C complex.
AUGCUUUUCUAUGGAUCUCCAGGUACUGGAAAGACGUCAACCAUUCUUGCGAUGUCCAAAUCUCUUUUUGGACCUGCUCUCGUCCGCUCCCGAGUCCUUGAGCUUAACGCUUCUGACGAGCGAGGUAUAAACAUUGUUCGUGAAAAGAUUAAAGAUUUUGCUCGAAUGCACCUAUUCCAACCCCCGGCCGAUCCUGCCUAUCGCUCACAAUAUCCGUGUCCACCGUUCAAAAUCAUCAUUCUUGAUGAAGCAGAUAGCAUGACCCAUGACGCCCAGUCCGCUCUCCGCAGAACUAUGGAGAAAUACAGCCGGAUUACUCGUUUCUGCCUCGUUUGCAAUUAUGUCACUCGAAUAAUUGACCCCGUGGCGAGUAGGUGCAGCAAAUUUCGAUUCAAGGUACUAGACGGUUCUGCUGCCCAAAGCCGGCUUGUAGAGAUUGCAAGAAUGGAGAAACUAGACCUGGAGGAUAAUGUUGUUGAGACCCUACUUCGAUGCAGUGAUGGUGACCUGCGAAAGGCUAUAACAUUUAUGCAGAGCUCUGCAAGGCUAGCCCGCUAUGGCUCUGGGAAAAAGAAGGAUUCGUCUGAUAAAGACAUGGAGCUCGAUGAUGUCAAACCCAGGAUUACUGUCAGGAGCAUUGAAGAAGUAUCUGGCCUAGUUCCAGAAACUGUUAUGCAACGUGUUGUCGCAGCUCUUCGCCCAAGCAAGCGUGCUUCGAAAUACGAAGAAAUCUCAAGCCUCGUAGCUGACCUCGUGGCCGACGGAUGGAGUGCCUCUCAAGUCCUGUCACAGAAUGUUCUACUGACCUCAUUCAAGACAUACCAAGCAGUACUUCAAGACGAAUCCAUUUCAGAUGUACAGAAGAACCAAAUAUUGAAGGUCUGCUCUGAAUUUGAUAAACGACUAGUAGAUGGCGCAGAUGAGCACCUUUCAACUCUGGAUUUCAUGCUACAAAUAUCCGGCAUAAUACAAUCUACUUAG